Acanthaster planci (crown-of-thorns starfish) is the source of this 2636-nucleotide messenger RNA. It is a transcript of the gene cyp51a1, whose product is annotated as cytochrome P450 family 51 subfamily A member 1. The record is from RefSeq and is a predicted model, not a curated record. NCBI's taxonomy places the organism in Eukaryota, Metazoa, Echinodermata, Asteroidea, Valvatida, Acanthasteridae. Gene Ontology annotation, molecular function: monooxygenase activity; heme binding; oxidoreductase activity, acting on paired donors, with incorporation or reduction of molecular oxygen.
UUUGUACACGGCCGUAUCACAGUCUGUUUGUGCAUGUAGUGUAGGGUAGGGUAAAUAAUUGUCUCUCGCUCGAUCACUGAAUCGGCUGAUUUCUCAUCAAUUUGCGCACACUCAACUCAGUUGCCUGCUUCUUCUCUUCCAGAGGGAGUUGUCGGCUUGGAUCAGAAAUCCAUCAUGGCAUCUUCAGGAGCCGGGAGUUCGCUGGUGGAAGGGGCGAUCGGACGAUGGCAGGAGACGAGCACAUUGACCAUGGUGCUUGUCACCACGGCGUUUGUGCUUGUCGUCGGGGCGGUGUUCCGUAAGAUGUUGGGAGGGGCAGACAGAAAAUCCAACAUCAAAGUGCCCCCAUACAUUCCCGGUAUUCCUUUCCUGGGAAAAGCAGUUGAAUUUGGAGCAAACCCCAUCAAGUUCCUUGAAGAUGCUCACAGAAAGUAUGGUGAGAUUUUCAGCUUCACGAUGGUGGGCCAGACCUUCACUUAUCUGAUUGGUCCAGAGGCAAGUGCACUCCUCUUCAAUAGUAAAAAUGAACAGUUGAAUGCAGAGGAGGUCUACGGUCGUCUGACCACACCCGUGUUUGGGAAGGGCGUGGCUUAUGAUGUUCCUAAUGCUAAAUUCUUGGAGCAAAAGAAGAUCUUCAAGUUGGGCUUGAACAUUGCUCAAUUUCGUAAGCAUGUGGAACUGGUCCAAGAAGAGACAGGAAACUACCUGACAAGAUGGAAGAAAAGCAGUGGCCAAGAAAAUCUGUUCGUAGCAAUGUCAGAAUUGAUCAUUCUCACUGCUAGCCGCUGUCUACAUGGGAAAGAGAUCCGCUCACAGCUUGAUGAGCGUGUGGCUCAGUUGUACAUGGACCUAGACGGGGGUUUCAGUCAUCUAGCCUGGCUCUUUCCCAGUUGGAUACCCUUCCCAAGCUUCCGCAAGCGGGACCGUGCCCACCUGGAGGUCAAGAAGAUCUUCUACAAGGCUAUAAAACAACGCAGGGCUUGUGAUAAUCCUGAUGAUGAUAUGCUUCAGACACUAAUUACGACGGCAUACAAGAAUGGGGAGUUGAUGACGGAUGACGAGGUAGCCGGGAUGUGCAUAGGCUUACUGUUGGCCGGCCAGCAUACGUCAUCCACCACUAGCUCCUGGCUAGGAUUCUUCCUAGCUAAGGACAAGGAUCUCCAGGAACGUUGUUACCAAGAGCAACUGAGGAUAUGUGGCCCUGAUGUGGAUGAACCAUUAACAUAUGACCAGGUAAAGGACAUGACGCUAUUGGACCGUUGCCUGAAGGAGACCUUAAGGAUACGCCCACCCAUCAUGACCAUGAUGAGGAUUGCCAAGGUGCCUUUGACUUUCAAGGAUUACGUCAUUCCGCCUGGGCACCAGGUGUGCGUCUCACCAACCGUCAACCAACGCAUUGAGGACCAGUGGAUGCCCGAACCUUUGACCUUUAACCCUGAUCGUUUCAUUGACGAGAAUGCUUCUAACAGCGACAAGUUCUCCUACGUUCCCUUUGGGGCCGGGCGGCAUCGUUGCAUCGGGGAGAAUUUUGCCUACGUCCAGAUCAAGACCAUCAUGUCGGUCCUCAUCCGCAAGUAUGAGCUGUCUCUUGUGGACGGUUACUUCCCCACCAUCAACUACAGCACCAUGAUCCACACACCCUACAAGCCCAUCAUCGCAUACAACCUCAGGAAGUAGGACACCCUAUGUAGUCUGAAAGUUACUCGUUCAGAGGGAAAGAUUCAUAAACUACAGAUUUGGAGAUAGAGUGUGGUUUUGGUGUGAAACAAAAUGGGUCAAGUGCACAGCGGUUUGUGAAUUUACAUGCACCACUUUUCCUAACAUAAGUACAUGACCAUAAACCAUACCGAGAUUGGUGAGAAACGGAAACAUAAAUUAUGAUUUUUUUUCAAAUGGGAUUAUCAUUUAACUGUUAGGUUUUCUUCAUUGUCAGCUGAUUCUGCCAUUGCUGUCUUUGAUGGAGGCCUGUUUAUGGCCAGGAAGUGGAGAUAUUAACUUAAUAAAUUGUACAAAACUUUGUACAAAAUAGUUUCGCUGUGAAAUAACCAUAACAGAAAAAAUAUCAUUGUGUAUAUUUAUUAUUUGAUGUUCAGUCAAGUGGUGGUAAUUUUUUGGGGGUUCUGUGUGCAGAUUUUGCCACCAGCCAAUUGGAUGAUGGCUUUGUUAAAAAUACACCAGCGCAUGUUUAGAAGACAGCCUUUCAAUGGUUGACAUCAGUACAUACAUGUAAUUGGAAAAUAUCCCCCGACUGGAAUGGUUUAAAGAAUGAGAGUGAAUCAAGACAAAUUAAGAUAGCUAUUUAAUCAUGAUGCAUUACAUCGAAGUUGUACAAUAAUAUAGCAUUGCAAAACCUUGUAUUAUCCUAAACAGUAAAUGUGGGAAUUUAGCACACCAUAAUUAUCCAAAUUUAGUUGUACUUUGUCUUCAAAUCAUUUACAACGUAAGUUUAAUGAGCAGGAUUUGUAAAUCUGUCUUUAUUUUCCAUUCCGAAGGUUACUGCAGAGAGAAAUGAGAUUUACAACAUUCAGUCCAUUCUCCACUGAAAAAGUUUGUAGAUUUUAUUGCCAUUUUGAGCCUUGCAAAAGUCCAUGAAAAUGUACAAAAGUGUGGCCAGUGAAAUACAGUGAAUUCAAAGA